Messenger RNA from Peronospora farinosa, 219 nucleotides. The record is from the annotation of a GenBank genome assembly. Lineage: Eukaryota; Oomycota; Peronosporomycetes; Peronosporales; Peronosporaceae.
AUGACUAAGGUGAUGCAAGGAAAAGACUUUCUGAAACUGUUGGAACGGUACUUAGCAAGGGCUACUGAGAACGUGAUCCACGGGGUGGACGAUAUUGUCACCGGACUUGAGGCGAACGAUGCGACUUUUCGGGAGAAAUACUACAUACCUGCUGUGGUGGAGAGCAAACGUCCUCACUACGUUAAGUCGAUCGACUUGACCAAGUUCCUGUCAAUGUAA